Messenger RNA from Quercus robur (English oak), 1896 nucleotides. RefSeq lists its product as uncharacterized. Bases 127 to 1536 code for a protein of 469 amino acids. Gene Ontology annotation, molecular function: zinc ion binding; DNA binding. Gene Ontology annotation, biological process: regulation of DNA-templated transcription. The record is from RefSeq and is a predicted model, not a curated record. Lineage: Eukaryota; Viridiplantae; Streptophyta; Magnoliopsida; Fagales; Fagaceae. The transcript has 4 exons.
GCGCCGGCGAAGAGAGAAAGAGCGAAGGCUUAAAUUAAAAAGAAAAAGAUGGAUGAUAGGGUGAGGGUGAGGGUGAGGCAUAGUUUAGUUGAAGGAAGAAAAAGGUAAAGGAGUUUUUGUUGGAGGAUGGAUGAGGAAGAGAGAGAGAAGAUCGAGAAAACAGUGGUGGAUAUACUGAGGAAUUCCAACCUCGACCAUAUUACUGAGUUCAAGCUCCGACUCCAGGCCUCCAAGCGUCUUGGGAUCGACCUCUUCGAAAAUGACCUCCGCAAGGCCUUUGUGCGGACUGUCCUUGAGAAUUUCCUGCUCGACCUCGACCUCGACCACGAUGAUGAUGAUGAUCAUAAAGACCAAAACAAACACAGGCCUAACUCUAAUGGAGGAGGAGGAGCAGGCGACCGUGUUAUUUGCAAGCUAUCAAACAAGAGGAAUGUGGUAAUUUCAGAUUUCAGAGGGAAAGCUUUGGUAUCAAUCAGGGAAUUCUAUGAGAAGGAUGGAAAGCAGCUUCCUGCUGCCAAAGGAAUUAGUUUGUCACCUGAACAAUGGUCAGUCUUCAGAAAGAAUGUCCCUGCUAUAGAGGACGCUGUUAUUAAGAUGGAACUGAAGUUAAGAUCCCAACUUGAUGGAAAACAAAUUGAAGAUCUAUCUAAUACAGGGAGUGAUAUUGCUCCCCAAGGAGUUCCUUUUGAGACUGACCGUUUUGAUGGGAAGAAUUACCAUUGCUGGGCACGGCAGAUGGAAUCUUUCUUAAUGCAAUUAAAGAUUUCAUAUGUACUUGCCGACCCAUGCCCCAAUGUUACUCUAAGCCCAGAAGCAACCGCUGAAGAAAUUGCUCAAGCAAAACUUGCUGAACAAAAGUGGGUCAAAGAUGACUACAUUUGUCGUCGCAACAUCUUGAACUCUCUAUCUGACCCUCUCUUUUACAAAUACUCUAAGAGAGCUGGGACUGCUAAAGAACUGUGGAAAGAACUUGAGUUAGUUUAUCUUUAUGAAGAAUUUGGAACCAAGAGAUCUCAAGUUAAAAUGUAUAUUGAUUUCCAGAUGGUUGAAGAAAGGCCUAUAGUUGAACAAGUUCUUGAAUUCAACAGCAUUGCUGACUCUAUUGUUGCAGCUGGAAUGUUGAUUGAAGAGAACUUUCAUGUCAGUGUCAUCAUUUCCAAACUUCCCCCAUCUUGGAAGGACUUCUGCAUCAAGGUGAUGCGUGAGGAGUAUCUACCUUUCUAUAAGUUGAUGGAUCAUUUGAGGAUUGAGGAAGAGACUCGCAACCAAGGCAAGCAAGGAGAUUCUUCUAAUCUGUUAGGCAAUCAAGUCUGGAAAUUUAGACCCAAUUUAAAGCCUCCAAACAUGCGAUGGAAUAGGCGGGAACAAGAAAUGGAUGGAAAGCCCUUAGUCUGCCACAAUUGUGGCAAGAAAGGGCAUCUUUCACGAAAUUGUCGCAAGAAGUUUGUUAAGGAAAAUAGUGGAAAUGGAGUUGUGGACAAUGUAUCCAUGCCUGUGGUCGCAGAGGUUAACACGGUUGGGGGAACUAUGGAGUAGCUGAUUGACAUAGACACCACCCAUUUUAAUUGUAGUGAGAAUGAUCAAAGAGAAAUAGCUGAUUGGCAAAGUUACUAUCCAUCUUAACUAUAGUGACGUUCAUUCCUCGAGAGCGGUCCAUAAUCCAUAUAAAAUCAAGUGCAUGCUUUGUUUUGAGGGAAGACGCUGAGUUCAAGUGUUCUUUCCCUAUGAAGGGUGUUUGUUGCAGAAGCCCUGCAAUGCAGGGUAAAAAUUUCUGAAUCAUUUUUCUUGUACGCAGGGUUUUGAAAUAGGGAGUUUUUUUGUAAUUAAUGUGGUUCUAGACUUCUAGCUGACCAGGGAAAAUAUAUGAGAUCAAACUGGAAAUAAUUUUAAGUAUAA